Penaeus vannamei (Pacific white shrimp) is the source of this 901-nucleotide messenger RNA. RefSeq lists its product as uncharacterized. The record is from RefSeq and is a predicted model, not a curated record. Lineage: Eukaryota; Metazoa; Arthropoda; Malacostraca; Decapoda; Penaeidae.
UUUCUCAGGGAUCUCGACUCAUUAGCGAUAAUGGGGUAAUUAAGGCUGGGUGAACUCCUUGCAGGUCAUUAGGCGUGUCCGGGGCGUAAGCGUCGUCUUCCUGCUGGUGUGGCUGGGUCUCGCGGGCGCCCAGGACGUCGUGCGGGCGCAGCAGCUGUCCCUCGAGGACCUCCCGCUCAUCUUCCUCCCCGUCAGCCGCGCCCGCAAGCUCUCCGUCGUGCCCGCGGUGCCCAGGCGGUUCACGGUGUCCCCCAUGCGCCCUCUGCCCUUCCAGGCCGCGGGGGAGGCGUCGGCGGAGGGGCGGGAGGCGGCGGGCAGGGUCCUGGGCGGGACCUCAUCGCCGACGACGCGGCAAGGCGGCGCCCAGGUCAUCCCGGCGCCCUUUUCCACCUCGGUCGUCACGACGUCCUCCUCGACCUCCUUCUCCCCGCCCUCGCCCUCGCCCUCGACGUCGCCUCCCGUAGAGACGUCCGGCGCCGUGACCAAGGUCCUCGUGACGCCGGCCACGCGGCACCCGAACCACCUCAGAGGCCCUGGCGCCGCCGCCCCCACGCCCGCCUUCUUCUCCAAGCCCACCAUCCGACGGGGCAGCACCAUCGCCACCAUCAGGUUCCGCGUCCCCGACAGGAAGCCCUCCCGAAGCCUCGACGGCCAGGACGGCGUGUUCCCGGCGCUGAUCGGCUUCGUCCACCGCCCCUCCAGACGCUCGACGAAGGAGGCGGACGCCCACGCCUUCGGGGGGCGCCUCCUCUCGUCGCCUAUCGGGCUCCUGUACGGCCUGUGGUGAGGAGGCCCGAAGGAGGCAGCGAGGUCAAAGGUCAUCACGGACUGGUCCUCGUCGUGGGUCAUCUUCCUCAAGAGAAGCUGAAAGGCGCGGGGGGUAGACUUGCAUUCCCUCUCC